Caenorhabditis remanei is the source of this 1122-nucleotide messenger RNA. RefSeq lists its product as uncharacterized. NCBI's taxonomy places the organism in Eukaryota, Metazoa, Nematoda, Chromadorea, Rhabditida, Rhabditidae. Bases 1 to 1122 code for a protein of 373 amino acids. The transcript has 7 exons. The record is from RefSeq and is a predicted model, not a curated record.
AUGAAGUGGUCGAAUAUAUUCUGGAUAGCUGCGAAGUCAACUAUUGUACUGAUUCCUCUCUUGUUUAUUAUUCGUCUCGCAAUCAUAAACUUCGGAUUCGAGACUAUGGAUCCGUGUAGACCGGAUUCAAAUUUGGAGAAGUGUGCGAUGAAGCACAUCGACUUUAACGGUAACUACCGUAACUGGGAAUCUGCAAACUUCCCGUCCAACAACGUCCAACUCACCGACAAACUGAAGACUGAAUGCACACUCAUCCCCAAAUGCUUCCAACCAUCUCCCUCCGACUGCAAACUCCCACUUCCCUCACCCGAACACUUUCAGAUUUGGUGCCGUCGAAUCUAUUUCUUCAGUGGCGAAUUUUCAAAAUGUGCCGGCAAAGUAAAAGAGUUCAAAUGGUCUCUCAAAUCUAUAGACAUGUUACAGAUCAGUCAAAUAUCUGGAAGUUCACCGUGUGCCAAUGAGUUCUUCAGUAUUCUUUUCUUUGAAAAACCGCAAGCUGAGAAGUGUGGAAUUAUGAAAAAUAACAAGAAAUGCAUUUUGGAGAGUGUCACGAAAACUUGUACCAAGACAAUGGCUGAUGUGUUGGAGAAGGUAAAAAUGAAAUAUUUUAUUUUGACUGUUUUGACCUACACUUCUAUGAUAGAGAGUGCCCCAACUAAACCAGGAUGCACAGAGGAUAAGGUGGAGAAGUUGGGGGUUUGUGUGAAGGAUCUGACCUCAACCGUACAGAAAAUCUCAGUAUGGGCAGAGAAGGACUUCAAGUUUUCAGACAUAGAGAAGAAAGAGUUCAGAGAAAAGUGUGAGGGGACACAGAACUGCUUCAAAUCAGUCCGAACAAGUUGCACAGACUUCCCUGAAGAAGUCACCAAUGAGCUCGACGUCCUAUGCUCCCGAUUCAAUUUUAUUAUUGAUAAAUUCACUGAAUGUGUUCCAAAACUGGAAAAUUUGAAGUGUGUCAAUGAAGUUUUCGGACCGAAAUCUUUGAAGAAAACAACCGACGAGAAAUGCCAAGAUUUGAAAGAACACAAGGACUGUGCUGUCGGAGAAGUGGAGAAGACGUGCGGCGAGAAAUUUAAGGAGAUUUUUGAGGAGGUUAGAGUUUUUUUUUUAGAUUUGAAAUAG